UGACAGAUCAUUUCCCUACUCGAGGGACAAUCAGCCAAGAUGACUGAAAAGACAACAUUCUCCGACGUCGACUAUACUUCUCACAAGGAGAACACAAAAGAGACGACGAUUCAUGAUGAAGCUCCUCAGCGUCAGGCUUCGGUCGCUCUCAACAUUGUUGACAACCCUUUGAGACGUACCAACAAGGAACAAACCGUUCUCGAUGCCCGAACAUUCGCUGAAUCGCAUGGCAUGGCCGACGAUGCCGCCCUGUUUGGCAGAGCCGCUCUCGUCGCGCGUGACCCCGAACGAUUCGAGACGAUUCCCGACCUUACUGAGGAAGAGCGUGCAGCCCUCAUUUACGAAAGAGAUCACAAAUGGCAUGGACCUAAGAUGCUAUGGUAUUCGAUCGGUCUCUGUGCCAUCGGUGCUGCCACACAAGGUUGGGAUCAGACUGGCUCGAACGGAGCCAACUUGUCCUUCCCCGAAGAAUUCGGUAUCGGCACUAAAUCUGCUUACGACACAUGGAUCGUUGGUCUGGUCAACUCCAUUAUUUUCCUCACGGCUGGCCUCAUUGGCGCUUUCAUCGUCGAUCCAUUGAACAAAUACCUCGGCCGUAGAGGUGAAAUUUUCCUCACUGCUGCCUGUCUUACUGCCACUCCGAUUGGCUCGGGUUUCGCUCAAUCAUGGCAUGGUCUCUUCGUCGCACGUUUCGUCAUGGGUAUUGGUAUCGGCGCAAAAAACGCGACCGUCCCUAUCUACUCGGCUGAGAUGGCCCCCGCUCGCAUUCGUGGUGCCCUUGUCAUGUUCUGGCAGCUUUGGGUCGUUAUUGGUAUCUUCUGUGGCUUCUGCGCAAACGUUAUCGUCAAAGAUGUUCCUCGCAUUGCAUGGCGUCUUCAGCUUGGAUCGGCCUUCAUUCCAUCCUUCAUCCUUAUGUGCGGCAUUUUCUUCUGCCCCGAAUCGCCUCGUUGGUUGAUGAAGCACGGAAAAAUCGCUCAAGGUUUCAAGUCUAUGGCUGCUUUGCGUGCGCAUCCCAUCAUUGGCGCAAGAGACUACUACUAUUCGUAUGUCAUCUACGAGGAGGAGCUCAAGGUUGCCAGUGGAUCAACCUACUUCACCCGUUUGAGAGACUGCUUCACUGUACCUCGUAUCAGAAGAGCCAACUAUGGUGCAUCGACUGUUAUGAUUGCCCAGCAAAUGUGCGGUAUCAACAUCAUCUCUUUCUACAGUUCAACCAUCUUCACAAACGCUGGCUAUAGCAACGACCAGGCUUUGUUCGCAUCUCUUGGUUAUGGUGCCAUUCAAGUCGUCUUCACCAUUCCUACGUUGUUUUUGAUCGAUACGAAGGGCCGAAGAACAUUGACCUUGAUUACUUUUCCACUUAUGUGUAUCUUCCUGCUGGCUGCAGGUCUAUCGCUUCUGCAACCCGAAUCCGCCAGUUCUGCCUCCAAAGUCGGACCUGUCAUCUUAUUCGUCUACCUCUUCACGAUCGCUUACUCCUUGGGAGAAGGCCCAGUCGCGUUCCAGUACUCUGCUGAGGUCUUCCCUACCAUCCAGCGUGAGCAAGGAAUGGCAUGGGCAGUCUGUAUCAACAACACUUUCGCUGGUAUCCUCAGUCUGACAUAUCCUCGUAUGGAAAGCGUAAUGACCGCAACUGGUGCUUUCGGCUUCUAUGCCGCACUGAACCUGAUUGCAUGGUUCAUGAUCUUCGCCUUUGUCCGCGAAACCAAACAGCUCACUCUGGAGGAAAUCGAUCAAGUCUUUUCGGUCCCUACCAAGACCUUCCUCAACUACGAGUUGACCACCUGGUUGCCUUACUUCGUCAAGCGCCACCUCCUGUUCAAGAAGAAUACCCCCAAGCCCCCACCCAUUAUCGAGAAGGCUAGCUGGCACGACCAAGACGUGACUCCCACAGCUUAAACAACACAACUCCACAUAUUCCGACACACCGACUAGAUACCUGGAGAGUGCAUAGGAGUUGGCUAUACGAUAUUCACGAAUGGUGUAGGAGAGGAGAGAUACCCUUAGAGGACGCGAUGCGGACGAACAAUCCGCAAGUAUGGUAGCGUCAUAAUACUGUCGGUGGAUGCACAUGUUUUUUCCUUACAUCGACGAUUAUCG
Aureobasidium pullulans EXF-150 is the source of this 2100-nucleotide messenger RNA. RefSeq lists its product as uncharacterized. Gene Ontology annotation, biological process: transmembrane transport. Gene Ontology annotation, cellular component: membrane. Gene Ontology annotation, molecular function: myo-inositol:proton symporter activity. The transcript is spliced from 7 exons. Lineage: Eukaryota; Fungi; Ascomycota; Dothideomycetes; Dothideales; Saccotheciaceae. Bases 40 to 1899 code for a protein of 619 amino acids. The record is from RefSeq and is a predicted model, not a curated record.